AUGCUUCAGUGGAGAAGACGACACUGCUGCUUGGCAAAGAUGACCUGGAAUACCAAAAGGUCUCUGUUUCGCACCCAUCUCAUUGGCCUAGUCUCUCUGGUGUUUCUUUUUGCCAUGUUUCUGUUCUUUAACCAUCACGACUGGCUGCCAGGCAAGGCUGGAUUCAGAGAAAACCCCAUGUCUUACACCAUACGAGGAUUUAGAUCUACAAAAAGUGAGACCAACCACAGCUCUCUAAGAAGCAUGUGGAGAGAUGCGGUGCCUCAGACACUCAGGCCUCAGACAGUCACCAACCCUAACAACACAGAGCUGUCCCCACAGGGAGUAACUGGUUUGGAAAACACCCUCAGUGCCAAUGGAAGUAUUUACAAUGAGAAAGGCACUGGGCAUCCAACUUCCUAUCAUUUCAAAUACAUCAUCAACGAGCCUGACAAGUGCCAGGAAAAGACCCCUUUUCUAAUACUGCUCAUAGCUGCAGAGCCAGGCCAGGUGGAGGCCAGACAAGCAAUUCGACAGACCUGGGGCAACGAGAGCCUGACACCUGGUAUCCAAAUUGUGCGGAUUUUUUUGUUGGGCUUAAGCACCAAGGUAAACGCAUACCUCCAGCGAACCAUCCUUGAGGAAAGCAGACAGUACCAUGACAUCAUUCAACAAGAAUACUUAGACACCUACUAUAAUUUAACUAUAAAAACGCUGAUGGGAAUGAACUGGGUUGCAACCUACUGUACACAUGUUCCAUAUGUUAUGAAAACUGAUAGUGAUAUGUUUGUCAAUACUGAAUAUUUAAUACACAAGCUUCUGAGACCAGAACUUCCUCCGAGGCACAAGUAUUUUACAGGUUAUUUAAUGAGAGGUUAUGCACCUAAUAGGAACAAGGAUAGCAAGUGGUAUAUGCCACCUGAUUUGUAUCCAAGUGAACGUUAUCCUGUAUUCUGCUCUGGAACUGGUUAUGUUUUUUCUGGAGACUUAGCAGAAAAAAUCUUUAAGGUCUCCUUAAGCAUCAGACGUUUACAUUUAGAGGAUGUGUACGUGGGGAUCUGUCUCGCCAAGCUGCGGAUUGACCCCAUGCCCCCACCCAACGAGUUUGUCUUCAAUCACUGGCGAGUUUCUUACUCCAGCUGUAAAUACAGCCACCUAAUUACCUCCCAUCAGUUCCAACCUAGCGAGCUGAUCAAAUACUGGAACCACUUACAGCAGAACAAGCACAACGCCUGCGCCAACGCGGCCAAAGACAAGGCCGGCAGGUACCGCCACCGCAGACUGCACUGAGGGCCCCCCCGUGGCAC
Molecule: messenger RNA, 1286 nt
Organism: Cinclus cinclus
Lineage: Eukaryota; Metazoa; Chordata; Aves; Passeriformes; Cinclidae
Gene: B3GALT2
Product: beta-1,3-galactosyltransferase 2
Exons: 1
Coding region: 1-1269 (422 amino acids)
Cellular component (GO): membrane
Molecular function (GO): N-acetyl-beta-D-glucosaminide beta-(1,3)-galactosyltransferase activity
Source: RefSeq, a predicted model, not a curated record